CUAUAAUCAACAACAUCAAAGUAAAAAUUUUUUAUAUUUUGUAUCGUUAUUCUUAUUCGCAAUUUAUUAACAAUAAAACUUUUAUAGUACAAAAGGAAAAUCAGCAUGAAUUAAGUGAAACUAUUGAGACAAUAGACCUAACAAGCAAAGAACCGUUGGUGUGUUCAUCUAUAAUGAAUUCUUUGGAGUCAUCUGAUUUACCUGAAGUAACAAGCAAUGAUAAUACGAAAUUGAAAAAUAUUAAAGAACCUAUUAUUA
This is a messenger RNA of Racocetra fulgida, 258 nucleotides long. Lineage: Eukaryota; Fungi; Glomeromycota; Glomeromycetes; Diversisporales; Gigasporaceae. The record is from the annotation of a GenBank genome assembly.